Pezoporus occidentalis (night parrot) is the source of this 2812-nucleotide messenger RNA. It is a transcript of the gene ATP6V0A1, whose product is annotated as ATPase H+ transporting V0 subunit a1. Bases 42 to 2654 code for a protein of 870 amino acids. The transcript has 23 exons. The record is from RefSeq and is a predicted model, not a curated record. Gene Ontology annotation, molecular function: ATPase binding; proton-transporting ATPase activity, rotational mechanism. Gene Ontology annotation, cellular component: vacuolar proton-transporting V-type ATPase complex; vacuolar proton-transporting V-type ATPase, V0 domain; plasma membrane. Gene Ontology annotation, biological process: proton transmembrane transport; vacuolar acidification. NCBI's taxonomy places the organism in Eukaryota, Metazoa, Chordata, Aves, Psittaciformes, Psittacidae.
CGGGGCGCUGUGGCAGGGGCCGCGGCGGGGCCGGCGCCGCCAUGGGGGAGCUGUUCCGCAGCGAGGAGAUGACCCUGGCCCAGCUUUUCCUGCAGUCCGAGGCCGCCUACUGCUGUGUCAGCGAGCUGGGCGAGCUGGGCAAGGUCCAGUUCCGCGAUCUGAACCCGGACGUGAACGUGUUCCAGCGCAAGUUCGUCAAUGAAGUCCGGAGGUGUGAGGAGAUGGACCGAAAGCUCCGGUUUGUUGAGAAGGAGAUUAAAAAAGCAAAUAUUCCUAUCAUGGACACUGGUGAAAACCCAGAGGUGCCGUUUCCACGUGACAUGAUCGACUUGGAGGCAAACUUUGAGAAAAUUGAAAAUGAGCUUAAAGAAAUCAACACGAACCAGGAAGCGCUGAAGAGAAACUUCUUGGAGCUGACAGAGUUAAAGUUCAUCCUGCGUAAAACUCAGCAGUUCUUUGAUGAGGCUGAAUUGCAUCAUCAGCAGAUGGCGGAUCCAGACCUGUUGGAGGAAUCCUCGUCGCUCCUGGAGCCAAGCGAGAUGGGAAGAGGUGCCCCGCUACGACUUGGGUUUGUGGCCGGUGUGAUCAACCGGGAGCGGAUCCCCACGUUCGAGCGCAUGCUGUGGCGAGUGUGCCGAGGGAACGUGUUCCUGCGCCAGGCAGACAUUGAAAACCCCCUGGAGGAUCCUGUGACGGGGGAUUAUGUGCACAAGUCUGUGUUUAUCAUCUUCUUCCAAGGCGACCAGCUGAAGAACAGAGUCAAGAAGAUAUGUGAAGGAUUCCGUGCCUCCCUCUACCCAUGCCCUGAAACACCCCAGGAACGGAAGGAAAUGGCUUCUGGUGUCAAUACCAGAAUUGAUGAUCUUCAGAUGGUGCUGAACCAAACCGAGGAUCAUCGGCAGCGGGUCCUGCAGGCAGCUGCCAAAAACCUCCGCGUGUGGUUCAUCAAGGUGCGCAAGAUGAAGGCCAUCUACCACACCCUGAACCUCUGCAACAUCGACGUCACGCAGAAGUGCCUCAUUGCUGAAGUCUGGUGCCCUGUGGCUGACCUGGAUUCCAUCCAGUUUGCUCUCCGGAGAGGCACUGAGCACAGUGGAUCCACUGUCCCAUCCAUUCUAAACAGGAUGCAAACCAAUCAGACCCCACCAACAUACAACAAAACUAACAAGUUUACUUGUGGCUUUCAAAACAUUGUUGAUGCUUACGGCAUUGGGACGUAUCGGGAAAUAAAUCCAGCACCCUAUACGAUCAUUACCUUCCCCUUUCUGUUCGCUGUGAUGUUUGGAGAUUUUGGCCAUGGAAUCCUGAUGACUCUGAUUGCUGUUUGGAUGGUGCUUAGGGAAAGUCGGAUUCUCUCACAGAAGAGUGACAAUGAGAUGUUCAACAUGGUUUUUAGUGGCCGGUACAUCAUCCUGCUGAUGGGGCUGUUCUCCACCUACACCGGCCUCAUCUACAACGACUGUUUCUCCAAGUCCCUGAAUUUCUUUGGCUCCUCCUGGAGCGUCCGGCCCAUGUUCAUGAAAGGCAACUGGUCAGAUGCCUUGCUAGAGACCACUCCUCUGCUGCAGCUGAACCCUGCCAUUCCCGGGGUGUUCGGUGGCCCCUACCCCUUCGGCAUUGACCCGAUUUGGAAUAUUGCCAGCAAUAAGCUGGCCUUCCUCAACUCCUUUAAGAUGAAAAUGUCUGUGAUUCUUGGCAUUAUCCACAUGCUCUUUGGCGUCACACUGAGUCUUCUCAACCACAUCUAUUUUAAGAAGCCACUGAACAUAUACCUGGGAUUUAUCCCAGAGAUGAUUUUCAUGUCGUCACUCUUUGGAUACCUCGUUAUUCUCAUUUUCUACAAAUGGACAGCCUACGAUGCUCACACCUCCAAGGAUGCACCAAGCCUUCUAAUACACUUUAUCAACAUGUUUCUCUUCUCCUAUAGUGACACCAGUAAUAAGAUGCUUUAUAAGGGGCAGCAAGGCCUCCAGUGUUUCCUCGUGGUGGUGGCGUUGCUGUGUGUGCCCUGGAUGCUGGUAGCUAAACCCCUGGUCCUUCGCCAUCAGUAUUUAAGGAGAAAGCACUUGGAAGGGCAGCCCGUGGAGGCCCAGGUCAGCCCAGUCCCGAACGAGCAGGCACUAGAGGCAGCAGCGGCUGCAACAGGAACACACAACUUCGGUGGGAUCCGGGUGGGCAACGGCCCGACUGAGGAGGAUGCUGAGAUCAUUCAACAUGACCAGUUAUCUACCCAUUCCGAGGAGGGGGAGGAGCCUGCAGAGGAUGAGGUGUUUGACUUUGGGGACACCGUGGUGUACCAGGCCAUCCACACCAUCGAGUACUGCCUGGGGUGCAUUUCAAACACUGCAUCCUACCUGAGGCUCUGGGCUCUCAGCUUAGCCCAUGCACAGCUCUCGGAGGUGCUCUGGACCAUGGUGAUCCACAUUGGCCUCAGCGUGAGGAGCCUGGGGGGAGGCUUGGGCCUCUUCUUCAUCUUCGCUGCUUUCGCUACGCUGACGGUGGCCAUUCUGCUGGUCAUGGAGGGGCUGUCUGCUUUCCUCCAUGCUCUUCGCUUGCACUGGAUUGAGUUCCAGAACAAGUUCUACACCGGCACUGGAUUCAAGUUCCUCCCUUUCUCCUUCGAUACCAUCCGCGAGGGGAGGUUUGACGAUUGAGUGUCCCCCCUUCAGCAGUGCUCCUCGUGGCCAGCCCUGUCCCGUGUGUCCCAGUUGCAUGUAACCCUCCCAUAGUGAACGUAACUUAUUGCAGCACCCCAGAGCUUUGUCUCCGGGGUAGUGAGUGACACUGGAUCAAACUCUUAUCCCUUAAGUUU